Messenger RNA from Hyaloscypha bicolor E, 659 nucleotides. RefSeq lists its product as uncharacterized. Bases 158 to 577 code for a protein of 139 amino acids. The transcript has a single exon. The record is from RefSeq and is a predicted model, not a curated record. NCBI's taxonomy places the organism in Eukaryota, Fungi, Ascomycota, Leotiomycetes, Helotiales, Hyaloscyphaceae.
CUCAAAGAGACCUAUAUUUGAGUAUAUGUAAUAAGAAGUAAUUAUUGAUCGUGGGUUAAAAGUAUUAUUAUUUUAAUUUAAGAAGGCGCUAGAUUUUUGAAAAAUUAAAGGAGGCGUUUUGGCCGUUUUUGGUGUGAUUUUCGCGAGUCGGACAGACAUGUGGCCACUCACUGUAUCCCGGAUGUCGCUGAUAAAUCUUCUGCUGUCUUUGCAUACGCCAGUUCAAGGCGUGGUGUCUCAGUCCUUGGGAUUUUACCCUUUUCAGCUUCGUAGAAGCAAGCCAUUUGCCCAUCAUUUUCUCAAGCCUCAAGCAGUAUUGAAAAAAAAAUCUACCUGGGACCAGUAUCGUGUGACAUCUCAAGCCACCAGUCGUGCCAUCCUUCAAGGCUUGACUCUCAAUCUUGGGGACGGUUCGUGGGGUGGUGGGGUACAUGAGCCAUGUGGCAGAUGGUCUGGAGCUGUCCUUUUCGUUGGCAAAAGAACAUGGAUCAGCAACUGCCUUAAAUUAUCUUCUCAUGUGGCCCUGGGCUGUGAUGACGUAUCUCCGGAUGAAGAAGCUGGCCCUUCGGGUCAAUGAUGCAGGGGAGCUGGAUGCCUGCAAAAGAUUUUGCUUCUCGCGGCUCUUGAUGCAGAUCUGGAGCGAUUCGUUCAAAGUGAGC